AUGACUUGGGUUCUCGGGUGGCCCCUCUAUGACGACGAUGCGCUCAAGAUUGACAAGCAGCACAAUCUUGUCAAGGACCCGAAUCCGGGAAAUGCUCAGCGCAUCCAAGCAGCACGGCUGUGGGUCGCGGACCAGAUCGGUGUUGUCCCUGUUCUCGCUUGCUUGGUCAACGACGAAAUGGAGAUCGUGUACGCUAUGUAUGUCGACUAUGGGGACAACCGCUAUCCUCCGACCGAGCUGGUCCCCGAGGAGACGACGAUGACGAACAAGCAGUAUCGCCGCAUCAAGAGGGUCAUGCCACUCAGGGAUUUCGGCUGGUACCAGUACAAUGAUCCGACCUGUGUAAAGUACAAGGAGAUAUUUUAUGAAGAAAUUGACGACAGCGACGAGGACAGCGACGGGCGCGGCGACACGAGUAGCGAUGAAGGUGGCGCGGAUGGAGAAGACAACAACAAAGAUGCGUCAAUGAAGUUCGCUCGUGAUAAUGAAGACGCCGCUGGGAGUGACACUGAAACGGUGACUAAUGGUGUAGUCUCGAAGAUGGACCUGCUCCCAGACGACUCUGGAACUUCUGAGGCAGCCAAGUCACUGUCGACGAAUUUCGAUGCGUGUUGCACCAUCGAUGAACCGCAGCUUUGA
Fomitopsis serialis is the source of this 639-nucleotide messenger RNA. RefSeq lists its product as uncharacterized. The record is from RefSeq and is a predicted model, not a curated record. Bases 1 to 639 code for a protein of 212 amino acids. The transcript is spliced from 3 exons. NCBI's taxonomy places the organism in Eukaryota, Fungi, Basidiomycota, Agaricomycetes, Polyporales, Fomitopsidaceae.